Messenger RNA from Penicillium malachiteum, 732 nucleotides. RefSeq lists its product as uncharacterized. Bases 1 to 732 code for a protein of 243 amino acids. NCBI's taxonomy places the organism in Eukaryota, Fungi, Ascomycota, Eurotiomycetes, Eurotiales, Aspergillaceae. The transcript is spliced from 3 exons. The record is from RefSeq and is a predicted model, not a curated record.
AUGUCUGUUGCUCAACAUCUAUUGAUGCAGAAUCUUGCCCAUGAGGCAGAGGGAUUUCUAGACCCCCAUAUGGCAGGGCAAAUUCAAGCUAUUGGUACUGGAAGGUUCCAAUAUGCAAAACUUCCAGAGUUUAUCAAGGCCAAGCCCCGGCCUUGCAACGUGUUUGGUGCAGGAAUAUUAAAUAGUCUGAUCUCUGAAUACCUGCAGUCGUCCAGCGUGCUACUUAACACGUCAGCUAUCUCAGAUCCCAUCUUAGAUCAGACGCGAUCAGAAUCGAUUCAGUCCAUGUUAAUUUGGGCAUUCGAUUUGAUUCAUCAGAUUGAUACCUGGGAAAAUUCCAUCCCACCUCACUGGCAAAAACAAUAUUGCAAGCAAAACACUCCUGGGGUAGUCUCUAUCUUGGCUGAUCCAUGGACUACUACUUUUCUUGCUGUAACUCAUUCAGCCCAGAUUCUCUUCUACCAGAAUGUUAUUGCCCUCUGUGAUGAACUGACCAUGAGAGAACCGGCAAUGGGAUCAUUCACGGACAAUCACCAACAUAUAAAACUUCGAAAAACCGCCGCGGAUCGAAUCAAAGCCCCUUUGGAGGUCGUCUGUUUUGCAGUCACAUCCAGCAUUGGAGAGUUGGACACAGAUGGCCAGUUUUAUGCAAAGCCGACUGUCCAGUUGGCAAAUCAUAGAAGUCAAACUGCUGACAUCUAUGGAUGCAUCCCGAGGCCCCCUAAACCCUAG